Molecule: messenger RNA, 854 nt
Organism: Ruditapes philippinarum (Manila clam)
Lineage: Eukaryota; Metazoa; Mollusca; Bivalvia; Venerida; Veneridae
Product: vitelline membrane outer layer protein 1-like
Exons: 4
Coding region: 127-750 (207 amino acids)
Source: RefSeq, a predicted model, not a curated record
AACAUAUAAUGCACAAGUCCUUCCUUGACAAAUGUUCGUAAAUUUAUUGUAAUCCUAACAUGAAAUUCAAAUGUUCUUGCUAUAGUUAGCAUCUAGUUUGGUGACUACAGAUUAAGGUUAAGCAACAUGGUAUUACAGCUAGUGUAUAUUGUGAUUGCAUAUUUACAUGUUACAUCAGUAGAAGGAAAUCAGACGUUAACUGUAAUGAACACCCAUGAUUGGGGGACAUGGGGGGUAGCGGAGUAUUGUUUCAACAAUACAUAUGCUGUAGGAUAUGACAUUAAGAUUGAGAAACAUCAAGGUAUAUUUUUCGAUGACACAGCAUUAAAUGGUAUCAAGCUAAUUUGUGAACCUAAUGAUGUUAAUAACAAUAUGCAGAACACAGUUAAUUCAACUGUUGGACCAUGGGGCAGGUGGUUUGGUGAGGCACAUUGUGAACGGCAGGGCAACAGGAAACGUUUCUUGACAUCGUUUAAUCUUCAAGUUGAACCCAGGCAACAAAUCCUCGACGACUCGUCCGUUAAUUAUGUAAAAUUCAAAUGCCGGGAUUUACAUGGUACUUUACCAUCAUAUGAGUUGGCCAAAGCGAGAUUGCCAGGAUAUGGUAUAUGGGGUGAAUAUGGAUCAUGGAGUGACGAAUGUAGUUUUGGUACGGCUAUCUGUGGAAUUAGGACACGAGUAUCCGAACCCCAAGGAAUGUUUGGUGACGAUACAGCGCUGGAUGACGUCAUGUUCUUUUGCUGCAAAUAAUAUUUUUUCCGAUAUCUAAACAAUUACAUGUACCAAACGAAUCUAGGGAAGUCGAUUUUUCAUGCGUGCAUGUUUUAAACUGAAUUAAAGUUUUUAACCCCAUA